Molecule: messenger RNA, 1593 nt
Organism: Aspergillus mulundensis
Lineage: Eukaryota; Fungi; Ascomycota; Eurotiomycetes; Eurotiales; Aspergillaceae
Product: putative flavin containing polyamine oxidase
Exons: 5
Coding region: 1-1593 (530 amino acids)
Molecular function (GO): oxidoreductase activity
Source: RefSeq, a predicted model, not a curated record
AUGCAUCUCGCAACGCUCGCUUCUCUCGUCGCUCUCUUUUCCUCGUUCCAGCUCUGUGUUGGGUAUGUCGCACAGUCUCGGUUGCAUGAUCCAAGAUGCACCAAGACCACCGUAGCUGUCCUGGGCGGAGGGAUGGCCGGCGUCACUGCUGCGCAAGCACUUUCAAAUGCAUCAAUGAAUGAUUUUAUCAUUGUCGAAUAUAGAGAUACCCUGGGAGGUCGGGUCUGGCAUACCGACUUUGGACAGCGCCCGAACGGCGAGCCGUGGGUGAUUGAAUAUGGCGCCAACUGGGUCCAAGGACUUGGGUCGAAACAUACCGAAAACCCAGUCUGGAGUCUGGCGAAGAAGUAUCAGCUCGAAAACACGUUCUCCAACUACGACUCGAUCCUCACGUACAACGAGACCGGCUACACGGACUACAGCGACCUCCUCGACGAAUACUCUGCCGCAUCGGAACGGGCCUCUGAGCGCGCUGGACGGAUUUUGAAUAAUAACAUCCAAGACAUGACCGCGCGGUCCGGCCUCGCAUUGGCCGGCUGGAAACCACGGCGAGACGACAUGGCAGCGCAGGCAGUGGAAUGGUGGAACUGGGAUUGGGAGGGCGCCUACACCCCCGAAACCAGCUCGUUCGUCUUUGGCGUCGCCUCGGAGAACCUGACCUUCAACCAGUUCGGCGACAAGAACAACCUUGUCGUCGACAGGCGCGGCUACAGCGCCAUCAUCCAAGGCGAGGCAAACACCUUCCUCCGCCGCAACGACACGCGGCUCCGCCUGGACACCCAAAUCACCGACAUCGAGCACGGGCCCUGGGGCAUCACCGUCCGCAACGCCGACGGCUCCUGCAUCAGCGCCGCCUACGCAAUCUGCACAUUCUCCCUGGGCGUGCUGCAAAACGACGCCGUCGACUUUGCCCCCGCCCUCCCAGACUGGAAACAAACCGCCAUCGCCAAGUUCAACAUGGGCACCUACACCAAGAUCUUCCUGCAAUUCAACGAGACCUUCUGGCCAAACAACACGCAGUUCUUCCUCUACGCCGACCCCACAACCCGCGGGUACUACCCAGUCUUCCAGUCCCUGUCAACAGAAGGCUUCCUCCCAGGCUCAAACAUCAUCUUCGUAACCGUCGUGCAAGACCAAGCAUACCGCGUAGAGCGCCAGUCAAACGAGCAGACAAAAGCCGAAGUCAUGCAGGUCCUCCGCGCCAUGUUCCCACACAAGACCAUCCCCGACCCCAUCGCCUUCACCUACCCGCGCUGGUCCACCGAACCCUGGGCCUACGGCUCCUACUCCAAUUGGCCCGCGGGCACAAGUCUGGAAAUGCACCAGAACCUCCGGGCGAACGUGGACCGGCUGUGGUUCGCCGGCGAGGCGACGAGCGCGCCGUACUUCGGGUUCCUGCACGGCGCGUACUAUGAAGGGCGCGAGGCGGGGCGCAACGUCGCGGCGCUGCUGAGGGGCGAGUGUGUUUCUAUAUAUGGGGUGCAGACGUGUGGUCCGCGUGCGCAUUAUGAGGUGCUUCAUGGGACGACGCCGUCGUCGGCGUAUACGGGUUCGAAUGGGUGGCCGGUUAAUAGUACGAGUGUGCAUGCUUAG